UAAUUGUCACCUGCCGUAAAAUAUAAAAAGCGAAGAUGAAAUUUCCAACAACAAAUCAUUUUGCAACAUGUAGCCGCUUGUAAUUUUACGUUUAUUGAUUCAUUUGAGCUCUUCUCUUAUUUUGGGAGAAUCCUUUUGUGCUUCCCACAGGACAGUAAACGUGUCACUGCUCAUAAUAAUCUACUGAAGCUAGUUUUUCAAAUAAAUUAGCUCAUUACAUUUUCAACACCGAUGUGAGAAGAUGGACGUCUUCACUGUCACUUCGAAAGGUGACCCUUUACCGCUGGCGUCUCUGCGCCUCCUGGUCCCACCUCUCCAGCUUAUGUCCGCCUCCAUGAUGCAGGUCAUGAAGAAAAAAGAUGUGAUGAGCUACUGGACCGUGGCAGAGUUUGUCUCUUUGGUGACGGAGAUGGUUCCCGAGUUGCUAAUGUACAAACACCGCACGCAACUUCUCCUGGGAUUAAGAGCCAGGUAUAUUGUAGAGUUGUGCAAAAGUGAUCAGCUUGAGGAACCUGACUUCAUACUGUCUUGUCUGGACAAACUUAAAGUCAAAGGAUGGGAAGAAGAAGAAAUGGUUGUGAACUUUCUUGGGUUAGUCCAGACUCUGCUCAAAGAUCCCGAAGAGAGACGCAACUUUUUCCUGGAGGUCUUCCCGGCGGACUAUGGGUCUCAGUACGACAGCGAUCUGCAGACGCUGUUUUCAGAGUUUCUCUUUCGGCUGGCUCAGCUGUUGCCAGUUCCGGACCUCGAGCAGACUGUUUCCUGGCUUGGCUCUGGGUGCUCUGUGUUGGAGGACUGUGAGUGCACUGUCUCUGAGCCUACAGACCUGAAAACGUUGCUCCAGCACCACAAGCACCUUGGGCAUUUAGAGCAACAUGUCCCUCCUUCGAGCAUGGGCGAGAGUAUCCUCUCCGCCCUCUCUGCAGUGAUCCCCGGCAAAGUGGCCCCACCUGCAGAGCAGCCCAACCAAUCAGAUCCCCUGCCAGGCCUCUCUGAUGACACACACUCUGCAUCAUUCGUGGAAGACGUAGCAGUUGAAAUAAUCGCAGUGACAGAUUACGCAGAGGUUGAAUUAAGUGCAAGCAGCGGAAUAGAGGUGGUGAUGGGGGACAACUGCUUUGAGGGAACAGACAGUAACUUUGUGACUGAAGAUUCAUUGGUAGUUCUUCAAGAUGAGAUGAGCAGGGAAGAAGAAGAAAAAGCUGUGGGUGGUUUGACAACCGCUGCGCAUCCAGAAGUUCACAAGGAGGACUUGGUGGCUACACAACAUAAACUCUCAGUUGGGCCUCAUGACUGCCCGGACUGUGAGAAGAAAUUUAAGUUUGCCUCUUCACUGAUCGCCCACAGGGUCAUCCACACCGGUGAACGCCCGCACCGCUGCGGUGACUGUGGCCGCUGCUUCUCUUUCAGGCAGUCCCUCGACAGGCACAGACACACGCACAAAACAGCGCACAAGACGAGCGAGUGCGAUUGCCUCUUCUGCGGGGCGUCCUUCGAGUCCUCGUCGGCGCUCACACAGCACAAGCAAACGCACAUGGUGGACGGAGUGUACACAUGUCACCAGUGCGACAAGAGAUUUAACUGGGAGCUGGCACUCGCGAAGCACCUGAAAACUCACGCUGACGAUCACAACGCAAACAAGUCUGCUGAGAGCCAGGAGACGGGGCGAGAGGUUGUCGUGGGUGAUGACGACGUCGUCAGCAGCGGGGCUUCUGUUGAGGGGGACGUCCAGGUGCAGGAGGAGGAUCGUGGUUCUCGUGAUCAAGAGAACUCCGAGGUUCUGAGCAGUGAUCAUCCCCCGUAUGAGCGUGAAGACACGGUUCCUGAGCUUGGCAAUGAAACAACGACGUUGGCAAAGGUCCGCACGAGCGGGCGCAAACGCAAACCCACCAUGAAAAUCCAGGUUAUAAAUUUGCAGAAGAGCUUGACCUCCAAAAGAAGGAAGGAGAAAGCCAAGGAAAAGCCUCCAGAGCUGAGGCCCUUACCUUUCAACUGCAGCGAGGAGCACUCUUAUGGUUCAUCCAUGGUCUCAGCAAAGGACGGCGUUGAGUGUUGUGCAAGCGACGGCUCCCCAGCUGCGUUCUCCUGUCCUAAAUGCUCCUUCCAGCACUCAGAGGAAGCACAGGUCCAGCAGCACAUCGACAAGGUUCACUCUGCACAGGCUGAGGAUGACAAGGAGUCUGUUCAGCCCCUCACAGAUGAAGAGGGAGGCUUCAGCUGUCCAGAAUGUGGGAAGAGCUUCAAAUUCCAAUCUUUACUCACAGCUCACCAGCGGAUACACACGGGGGAGCAACCCUUCCUGUGUCCUCAGUGCGGACGGCGUUUUUCCUUCAAACAAUCACUGGAGCGGCACAAGUUGACGCACAAGUCUGAGCGAAAGUACGAGUGCCUGAUCUGCGGGGAGUUCUUCAAGUCCCUGCUGGCGCAGAGGGAGCACAAGAGCACCCACAUGGAGAAUGGUGAGUACCUGUGUUCAGAGUGCGGCCGAGCGUUUGCCUGGAAGUCGGCUCUUGUGAGGCACCUGAAGACCCACGACGAGGAGGUGGAGAAGGUGGAGCGUUCCUUCAAAUGCCCUCGCUGUGAGCUGAGCUUCAGCUGUGCUAGCCACCUCAACAGACACCUGCAGACGCACCAAGAGGAGCGAUUGCACACAUGCAACUGCGGGAAGAGCUUCGCCUACCGGGCAGCUCUCACCGCACAUCAACGUAUCCAUCAAAAGGAGCGGCCGCACACGUGUGCACAGUGCGGGAAGGGAUUCCUCUACAAAGGGGGGCUGCUGAACCACAUGAAGAUCCACUCAGAGGAAAUGCCCUUCAUGUGCUCUUUCUGUGGCAAGAGCUUCAAAAGGGAGCGGAAUAUGAAGAAGCACGAGCGCUGCCACACCAGGGAGAAUGUUUUCAGCUGCUCGCAGUGCGAUAAAAGUUUUGUCUACAAGGCGACUCUGAUCAGGCACGAGCUCACUCACUCCGGCGAGAGGCCGUUCCUCUGCUCCGACUGCGGGAAGGGCUUUUUUUCCCACGCCGAGCUUCUGAAGCACGAGCGCUUCCACACAGGUCACAAGCCCUUCCAGUGCCCCCAGUGUGGCAAGAGUUUCACCCAGUCCUGCUACCUGACCAUCCACCUGCGCUACCACACGGGAGUGCGGCCAUAUUCCUGCACCGAGUGCGACAAGAGCUUCCUCAGCGCCAACCGGCUAAAGAGACACCAGCGGACACAUUCAGGGGAAAAACCGUAUCUGUGUGUCGAAUGUGGUAAGGGAUUCAGGCAGUCCUAUAACCUGAAAAUGCAUCAACGAACACAUACCAUGAAGCUAACAUAGACUUGCAAGUGUUGAACAUUGAUCUGUGAAAUGUGACAGAUUAGUUUAAAAAUCAUUAUCAAUUGUAACUGGAUAAUGGAUUUUACUGCCUAUGCAAUGCUAUCAAAGAAAGUUGUUCUGCAAGAAUAAGUUCUUAAUUGAUUGCCACAUUGUAUUGUGAUUAAAGCACGUUGGGCAGG
Molecule: messenger RNA, 3498 nt
Organism: Labrus mixtus (cuckoo wrasse)
Lineage: Eukaryota; Metazoa; Chordata; Actinopteri; Labriformes; Labridae
Product: zinc finger protein 11-like
Exons: 9
Coding region: 242-3319 (1025 amino acids)
Biological process (GO): negative regulation of transcription by RNA polymerase II
Molecular function (GO): DNA-binding transcription repressor activity, RNA polymerase II-specific
Source: RefSeq, a predicted model, not a curated record